AUGGCCCUGCUCGGCUUGGGCCUUCAUGUGCUCGUGGUCCGCGAGCUCGAGCUCAUCCGUCUCCUGCGCAGCCGGUCGGCAGCGAGGAGCUCGGGGGGGGAGGAGGAGGAGGAGGAGGAGGAGGCGGAGGUGAUCGGGGAAUGGGCACCUCACCUCUCCGUGGAAACUGUGUUUGGUGCCAGUUUGGUGUUCGUGGGCAUGAAGGAGUCACGCGGAUGGUCUGUGCGGUUGGACACGGAGGAGCGCGUGCCGAGCUGCCACGAGGUGCGCGCGUCCUUCCAGCUGCUGCACCCGGGGCUGAAAUGGGCCCCCGAGAGCCCGGUGUCAGGUUCGGACCUGCAGGUUUGCCAGACCAAAGGUCCGACCUGCUGCUCGCGGAAGAUGGAGGAGCGAUACCAGGCGGUGGCCCGGCAGAACAUGGAAUCCAACCUACAGGCAUCCAGCGCCCAGCUCAAGCUUCUCAUCAUACAGAACGCUGCCCUCUUCCAAGAGGCGUUCGAGGUGGUUUUGCGGCACGGACGCAAUUCCACCCUGGCGAUGCUGCGGGCGGAGUUUCCCGACCUCGGGGGCGGAGUCGGCGCUGCGGUUGGACAACUCUUCCUGGACAUCUCGCUCUACAUCCUGGGCUCGGACGCCAGCGUGGACGACAUGGUGACGGCCUUCUUCGGCCGGCUCUUCCCGCCGGCGUACCGGCGGCUCCUGGGGGGCGGAGGGGCCGUGUCGGAGGAGUGCCUGCGCGAGGCCUGGGCGGGGGCCGGGGCCUUCGGCUCCCACCCCAAGCUGAUGAUGACGCGGCUGUCGCGCUCCCUGCCGGCCGCCCGCACCUUCCUGCAGGCGCUCAACCUGGGCAUCGAGGUGGUGAACACCACGCAGCACCUGCGGCCGAGCCGGGACUGCAGCCGCGCCCUGCUCCGCCUCUGGCUGUGCCCGCGGUGCCUGGGCCUGCCCCCCGCCCCGCCCUGCCCCGCCCUCUGCCCCUCCCUCAUGCAGGGCUGCCUGGGAGGGGCCGGCCUGGUGCAGCCUCACUGGCGCGGCUACGUGGACGGCCUGGCGGCGCUGGCGGGGGCCAUGCGGGGCGAGCGGGACGCAGAGGAGGCGGUGCUGCGCGUGUACGCGAUCGUCCGCCUGGCGCUGCGCCACGCCGUGUCCGCCCACAGCCGUCUGCUCGCCACGGUCGGCAGCAUGUGCUCUCACCCCGGGCAGCGCGUCUCUCGCUCGGCGCCCACCCACGCCGCCCGUCACCCCUCCGUCCCAGAGUCCCGCAGACCGCAGCUCCUGCCCUUCGACCCCGAGGAGACCCUGGCCGGCCGACGCAGGGAGUUUAUCUCCAGCCUCCAGGGCUUCAGCAGCUUCUACAGCAGCCUGGGGGAGACCCUGUGCAGUAAGGAGGCUGCAGCGCUCAACGACUCCCUCUGCUGGAAUGGACAGGAAAUGACCGACAGGUUCCCUGGACAGGGAUCUAGACGCGUCCAGCAGACCAGCCUUGAGUCCAGGCAGAAGACCCCAGAGCCGGUCAUCAGCCAGAUCAUCGAUAAGCUCAAACACAUCAACCAGCUCUUGCGGUUAGUGACCUUGCCUGUGAGACGAUGGCGGGCGCGGCCAGCAGGGGGCGCCACGGAACACGGAGGAGAGGGGCACGGCGGGGAUGAGGAAGGGGGGUCCGAGAGCGGCGAUUGCGACGAUGAAGAUGAGUGCACCGGAGCCUCUGGAAUGGGCCCGCCCCCUCAUCGAAGACGUCUGCGCAUUUUUGCAGACCUUGCAGAUAACCUGGCCUUGGAUGACCUCACCUUCCACGAGCAGCUGCUGACCCCAGGACUGGCCACUGACACCGAGGGAGGAUCGCCUGCAAAGGGACAUGUCGAGGGUUUGAAGGGGCCAGGGGUGGCUCUCCCAGGGGCCACAGUCUUCCUGGCUUUGCUUGCCAUCCUGUUUGGACAAUAGAAAGACACCUACCCUGUCCCUGGAUUAACCACCACCUCUCUCAGUCAGCACACCCAUCUCCCAACCCCCACCCCCCUGGACCCUCUGUUCUUGUUUUCCCGGACCACCCUGAGAAUAGACACCCAAUCCUCUUCUGGGGCAAGCUGAGUCCUUGAGACAGUUCUCCACUGCAGAGUGUGUGAUUCCCAGAGUCCCUGGUGGCACCUGCAGGUCCAGACUCAUUAGAAAGGAAGGUCAA
Scleropages formosus (Asian bonytongue) is the source of this 2179-nucleotide messenger RNA. It is a transcript of the gene gpc3, whose product is annotated as glypican 3. Bases 1 to 1941 code for a protein of 646 amino acids. NCBI's taxonomy places the organism in Eukaryota, Metazoa, Chordata, Actinopteri, Osteoglossiformes, Osteoglossidae. The record is from RefSeq and is a predicted model, not a curated record. Gene Ontology annotation, biological process: regulation of protein localization to membrane; positive regulation of canonical Wnt signaling pathway; cell migration. Gene Ontology annotation, cellular component: plasma membrane; extracellular region; cell surface. The transcript is spliced from 10 exons.